AGUUUCGGUUCUGUCAACUUUCGAAGAGCUCUGAUAGCAAUGUUCAAAAUAACCGUCCUGUCUGCAUGUCUGCUAGCAUCGUGCUUGGCUGGGAACGAUCACUCGGACGAUUGGGACUCCGGUGCAAAGUACAAGUUCGAAUAUGGCGUCAAGGACCCCCAUACCGGUGACCACAAGAGCCAGUGGGAAAUCAGCAACGAGCACGGUUUGAAGGGUGGCUACACUCUGGAUGAACCCGACGGCACCAAGCGCUACGUUGAGUAUAAGGCCGACAAAUGGAACGGUUUUCAAGCGAUUGUGAAACGCAUUGGACAUGCUGUACACCCACAAUCGUACGGUGCUCCGUUUGUGGUUCGGCACGAGGAUCAGCACCAACAGAACGGCAAUGGAUAUGGCUGGAACGACCAGCAGGCCAGCUCCGGCAACUAUAAUCAGAAUAAUGGAUGGAAAAACGGAGGCGGUGAAAUGCUUGCCACCAGCUAUGCGAACCAGAAAAACUACUAG
This is a messenger RNA of Ochlerotatus camptorhynchus, 504 nucleotides long. Its product is annotated as cuticle protein 18.6-like. The record is from RefSeq and is a predicted model, not a curated record. Gene Ontology annotation, cellular component: extracellular matrix. NCBI's taxonomy places the organism in Eukaryota, Metazoa, Arthropoda, Insecta, Diptera, Culicidae. The coding region runs from base 40 to 504 and encodes 154 amino acids. The transcript is spliced from 2 exons.